Molecule: messenger RNA, 967 nt
Organism: Rhincodon typus (whale shark)
Lineage: Eukaryota; Metazoa; Chordata; Chondrichthyes; Orectolobiformes; Rhincodontidae
Product: somatostatin-1A-like
Exons: 2
Coding region: 41-361 (106 amino acids)
Biological process (GO): regulation of cell migration
Cellular component (GO): extracellular region
Molecular function (GO): hormone activity
Source: RefSeq, a predicted model, not a curated record
GCCGGGCAUUUCAAUCUAUACUUCUUCGCUUUGCGCAGUGAUGUGGUGCAGCCGAGUUCACUGUGCCCUCGCCCUGUUCUCCAUCGCCCUGGCAGUGCUGAGUGCGGGUGCCACUCCUACAGCCGAUGGGUAUCGCGAAUUCCUCGAGACAUCUAUGGAUCAGGACUUUCUGAAGGACACAAUUAUCCAACUUCUACAUGUGGUCGCGGAUGCAGACAAGGAUGCUGUGGAAGUGAAUGCUUCUCAAGUUGAGACUCCACCAGAUAACAAGAUUCCAAUGAAAUUCCAGCAGCGUCAAUUGGGAACAAGAAUGCGGAAAAACUGCAAGAAUUUCUUCUGGAAAACAUACACUUUAUGUUAACACAUUGUACUCCGCUCUACUGCACUGAGCCCUUUUCCACAUUAUCUCACUGUACCUCACUGCAUCCUGUUUGUCCACAGUGCCCUUCUCUGUGCUCAACGUAGUGGACUUUGCCUCACUGUACCAUAAUGACUCCUUCCCAUUGUGCCUCAUCGUAGCCUAUUAUCCUCUACUGUACCUCAUUAUACCACAUUGAAUUUCAUUGUACUUCACUGUGUCCUACUGUACCCUAAUGCACUGCUCUGUACCUCACAAUGUCACAUUAACUCUUUCCCACUGUACCUACUAUACAGUAUUAUACCACAUUAUGCCACAUUGUAGUGCACUUGUACCCCACUGUUCCACACUACAGGCAACUGUAUCCCACUAUAAAGUAUGGAGUCCUUCACACUACAUCCCAAUCUACCACAGUGUGUACUAAUGAGCUCUUCCUAUUUUAUCUAUUGUAAUCUGACAAUAGUUGCAUUUAAUCUGCAGUAUAACUGAAGCUUCAGUUUAAACUAUUUGACACACACAUUCUUUACUUUUUGUUUUGCAUUUGUACUCAAAGUCCUGCAUUACGCUUUCAACAUGCUGCAAUAAAAAUGGUUUCACAUUUGAAGAUUA